Molecule: messenger RNA, 1974 nt
Organism: Pieris napi
Lineage: Eukaryota; Metazoa; Arthropoda; Insecta; Lepidoptera; Pieridae
Product: facilitated trehalose transporter Tret1-like
Exons: 9
Coding region: 195-1769 (524 amino acids)
Biological process (GO): transmembrane transport
Cellular component (GO): membrane
Molecular function (GO): transmembrane transporter activity
Source: RefSeq, a predicted model, not a curated record
GCGAAGCAAAAACGAACAUAGAGAAAAAUCUAACAUCAAAAUAGAAACAGAUCACGAUUGAUUGAUUCUACUCUCUGGAAAACAAUUCUGAGAAAUUGAUGUUGUCAAUUGCGCAAACAUUACAUAUAAAUAUAAUUUGUACUAUCGUGCAUUUAUAUAAAAUGGUAUAAUUAAUUAAUAAUAACUAUGGCAUAAUGUCUUUGCAUCCAUGUACCUAUCCCGACCCUGGUUUCUUUACGAAGACUUCUUUAAUCCAAUUCGGCUAUGGAGUGUGGGUGAACUUAUCUGUUGUUAUGAUUGGUCUGGCAUUCAGUUUCCCAGCGGUGGCAAUACCACAACUAAAGUCGCCAGAGUCCAAUAUUAUGAUAAGCAUCAGUGAGGAAUCCUGGAUUGCAAGUGUUCUUACACUGGUGUCUCCCAUCGGGUGCGUCACGUGUGGCUAUUUUAUGGAUAGACUAGGCCGCCGGCCAUUGUUGAUUUUCAGCCCUCUACCACUCAGUAUAGGCUGGUUUUAUACGGGCUUUGCAAAACAGGCCAAGGAUAUUAUUAUAGGUAGGAUAAUCACGGGUAUAGGCGUCGGUAUGGCGAUGAGUGUACCCCGAGUUUACCUGACUGAAAUCUCUUUGCCCAAUAUGCGUGGCGUUAUUGGUUCCUUUCCAAAUGUUGCCAUGUCCAUUGGGAUCACCGUUCAGGCUGGCUUAGGUGCUGUAUUUCAUUGGGAAACCUUAUGCCACAUCGCAGGCUCUUACGGAUUAUUUCUAUGUUUUCUGAACUUCUUUCUCCCCGAAACGCCAUACUUUUUACUUGAAAAGGCAACGAUGGAUGACGCAGAAAAAUCGUUGAGAAGGUUUCGAUCCAACAAACAUAACAUUGAAUGGGAAAUGGAAGAAUUAAUGGAUUUUAAAAUAGACAAUAAUAUAAAAAAGCUAACUUUGGGAGAGCAGUUUGCAGCUUUAUUCCGCAAAUCGUCCUGCAAACCAUUCUGGAUUGUGAUGAUAUACAUCCUCAUUACUCAACUGUCAGGUGUCACGAUUUUAAUCAUGUGGGCUGUCGAGUUAUUACAGAACUCAAAAUCAUCGGUUGAUCCGCAUGCGGGAAACGUAAUGCUGGGUCUGACUAGGCUUUUCUCUGGAAUCGCUGCGUCUGCACUUAUCUUCAGAACGGGCAGAAGGCCACUUGCACUUGUAUCAGGUUUAGGUGUAGGCAUCGUUUGCCUCGCGCUAGGCCUUACCAUUCAAUACAAGGAAUACCCAACAGUAUUCCCUCAAAUCGGGUAUAUUUUAUAUAUUAUCUUUGGGUCUUUGGGACAUUACACGCUACCAGUUCUCAUCAUGUUUGAACUCUAUCCAUUACAGGUACGAGGUAUUCUCGGCGGAAUAUCUAUGUCGAUACUGAACUUUAUGAUAUUUGGCGCAAACAAGACGUAUCCGUACGUACGAGAUGCGCUUGGCUAUCCGUACACCAUUAUGACUUUUGGAGUUUGUUCAUUAUUGGGUUGCAUUUACCUUUAUUUCUACUUGCCUGAAACAAAGGGACUGACCUUACAAGAGAUAGAAGAAUACUACAACGAUCUCCGUCCGACUCUAACCUCACAACGUCUCAUUCGUUCUGAGAUGUACAUAAGAGGAGUUGGUCUUGGUAGUCCGAGCAGGUCUUUAAUACGACUGGACAGGUUUAAAGAUAAAUCAUUACAUAUGAAGAGGGGAUCUAUUUCCAAAAAAGGGAGUAAUGAAGAUGAAACAAAAGAUAACGCUGAUAAAGAUAAAUAGCAAGAUAAUUAAAUGUGUUACUAUGCUUACCACAUAAUUCCAAGUUGGUUGACUUCGUACCGUAUAGUUCCAAGUACCAGCGCCGGAACAAUCAGCAUUGAAGUCAGGAUUUUUUAUUGCUGAUGGAAUUUACAGAGUAAUUUGCUGUGCGAAUGACAGCCAGAGGCAAUCAUCUAAGUUUAUGUUUCGCAGUAGGCUUGCUAUU